AUGACACCGGACGUUGAACCCCACAGUUCUGGGGGUAACCAGUGUCCAUGCAUCACGUCGUACGUGUCCUUGUAUGUGUCGGCCAUUGUGCGGGCCAUAUCCCUGUGCCUUCUCACCUUGGGCCUGUUCACAUUUGUUCUGUACCUGGUCGGUGACAGACUUGAAGCGGGUUGGAAGUGGUUCUUUCAACGACAAAAGUAUCAGGAAAAAAAGGGCUCAGGGCUAUCAGCAGAGGAGUUAUCCCAUCAACAGAGGGCAGUAUGCGAGAGAAUCCAGAAUGAAUACAAUGAGAAGGCUUCCAGGUAUGAAGCGGAAGUCGCGAGGCCGAGACGGGAAGCAAAGAAGGCUCAGCUGGAGAGGGAGUUCUACAAGUUUGCUGGACCGGCCUGGAAAGGGGGUGCCCGGAGUCUAGACGACAACCAAGGCAAUGAUGAAAAGGCCGGUUCUGCUUCAAAGCAGCAGUUGCCUAGGAAAGGGGCCCAGGGGACGAGCAAGGAUGCAGCCACCGUCAGGAAGUUGCCUGAUUCUGCAACAAGACAGCCCCAAGCUGUGCCAAACAAGCCUCAACAAGUAAAGAAGGUAAUAGUAUUACCAAAUGAGCCCGACACAAGAGACAAAAAGUGUAUAACGGUGGCAUUGAGAGGUCUACGGAGUACAGUCACGAAGAGGCGGUUUCUUUACACAGAAAAAGUUCAGGUGCUUUUGGACUGGAUGGCCAAGCAAGGCUACCACCCCAAACUUUACACAGUCUGCACAACGUUCCCGCGGAGGGACUUGUCCCAACACGCCGAGGAGACACUGGAGGAUAUGCACCUGGUCAGAGACGUCGUGCUGGCGAUCGAGGAGAGAGAGUGACGUGGCAAGUCGUAAUAUGUGCAAGAAUCCACCCACCGGCCAGUCUGCCCUCCAUCGCCAUAAACCUCCACUCUCACCGAUUUCUGCAAUUAUGUAGCAAGCCUCCUUCAUAUGCCAGACCAAAAUGCAGUAUGGCCAAUGGCUCGUGCUUGGCACUUUCACUCACUCACUCACUCACUCACUCUCUUUCAUAGUCGGGGGACUUGAGGGAAGCUUGAGGGCUUGGCACUUUGCUUUCAUACAAACCUAGAGCAUCAGUUGGAGUCACUCACAGUACGCUGCGCCCCUCCAUGUUUGUCCCCCAAAAGUCCAUUUUCAGUUGGCAGAUUUUCAUCUGCAUCCCUGCAAUGCUUUUAACUGCUGCAGUGACAUGAAGACUGCAGUCAUCCUGCCAUCGAGAUCGGCGCAAGUCAUCAGGAAUGAAGAUGCUGAUUGGUUGUAGCAUUCUCUGCAGUAAUUGGGAGUUGUAAGAUUAGGUAUGAUGAUUGACAGCCAUGUACAAUCAAUGUGUAAUGGAGUCACAAUAUAUCAACCUUUUGCCCAGUACGGUACUCACUUCCCAUGCAAACUUCUGGUAGUUGUGUUCUUCCGUCUGGAGUCCACAGAGAACUGGGGGGGAAAAUGCAUUUGAGAUGUCACAUUAAUGCGAGAAUUGCCGUGAAAUCUUCACUGUCUUUAAUAUUUGAAAGUGGCGGAGGUUUACGUGGCUAGAAAACACUGGGUUGGUUUGUUCGUGUUUUCUGCCCAUGAAGUCUCCAGCUGAUUUCAGCUUGAUGCAUGUACUGCCCUCUCUUGUCCAACUCCAGUAUCAUUCUAUGUUUUUUUUCAAUGACAGUGCAACAUCAAAAAACCUGUGCAGAAGAAUUUUGAUCACCCGUUGAGUUCCACUCUAUCACGCUGCAGCCAUAAGGCUGUAUUAUUAAACAUAUGCAGUGAAUUGCUAAUUGAGGUUCCCAACCCAAACACACUUGCUAAUUGAACCGUUGGGAUAGAUUCAAAGCUAGAUGACCAUGUAUGAACUCUGGCCAAAUACAUGUACUAUCAUUUGUACAAAAACUCUAUGUAAAACAAAUUGCAGCAUCUUAUACCAUUUUCUUUUUUUUUUACAGAGAGAAUAAAGUGCCUCUUAUUGCAAAGUGUAGGUGAUAUAAAAUAUAACUUGCCGUAACAUGCAAAAUAGAUUUUCAGUUAUUUUUCUUUUACCACAAGAUUAUUGAAUCACCAAAUUAAGUACACUCUGUUUAGAAUAUUUAUUCAUGAAGGAUGAAAGAAUUUUGGAAAGAGUGCGUUUCGUAUUUGUCAUUGGAAAUUUGAAGGAGUGCAAAUUUGUCAACAUAUCAUAAUUGUGUUUUGACAUUUUAUGAAGAGACUCGUAUGUUGAUGAUUGGACGCUCCUGCAUGUAAUGCAGAUUGUCCCAGUCCUGGAGGACUGCUCUGAAAUGAAUAGAAAAGGGGUAAAAAUCAAA
This is a messenger RNA of Acanthaster planci (crown-of-thorns starfish), 2321 nucleotides long. Its product is annotated as UBX domain-containing protein 8-like. The record is from RefSeq and is a predicted model, not a curated record. Gene Ontology annotation, molecular function: ubiquitin binding. Lineage: Eukaryota; Metazoa; Echinodermata; Asteroidea; Valvatida; Acanthasteridae.